Molecule: messenger RNA, 2901 nt
Organism: Scatophagus argus
Lineage: Eukaryota; Metazoa; Chordata; Actinopteri; Scatophagidae
Gene: ccni2
Product: cyclin I family, member 2
Exons: 7
Coding region: 331-1419 (362 amino acids)
Biological process (GO): regulation of cyclin-dependent protein serine/threonine kinase activity; mitotic cell cycle phase transition
Cellular component (GO): cyclin-dependent protein kinase holoenzyme complex; nucleus; cytoplasm
Molecular function (GO): cyclin-dependent protein serine/threonine kinase regulator activity
Source: RefSeq, a predicted model, not a curated record
GCUUCCUGCCUCUUCUUUUUUUGCGCUUGUUUGUGCCACCGUCACAGUUAUUUCGAUUAAUUCGCGCUUUUUUGCCUUUUGUUUUAUUUGCCCUUUUUAUAUAAUGCGGCUGCUUUCCUUACGUUCACUCCAAAACUCGUUUCUUUCCGAGAUUGCGUUCUCUAACAGCAUCCGAUUGUUGGUUGUUUGUUUGCUGCUUUCGGUGAAUAUGGACUAAUUAGAGGGGGGGAAAAAACGUAUAAAUGCACCUGCCGUCGAGGAGAUAUUCUGCUUUUCAGAUCGAAGAGGUGUGUGUGCCCUGGGUGCAGCCUGGCCUGUGCUGUGCUGGAGAUGAAGAACCCAGGAGCCGUGGAGGGCCGUCGGCUGGUCGUCCUUCUGGAGGCCGCCCUGCUGAGGGAGGCUCGCCUCUGGAAGGUACCUGUCUACAAGAAUGGAUUCAUCCAGGGUGCGGACAUCUCUUCAUCCCAACACCAAGAAAUGAUCCUUUGGCUCGGAGAGAUGAGCAGACUGUUCCAGUUCUCUCCAGAGACUUUUGCACUGGGCGUCUGCAUCCUCAACCGACUGCUGUCUACUGUCAAGGCCCAACCAAAAUACCUGAAAUGCAUCGCUUUUACCUCAUUGGUCUUGGCUGCCAAAAUCAAUGAGGAAGAUGAGGUAAUCGGCUCUGUUAAAGACCUGGUUGUGCGGAGCGGAUGCAACUUUUCAACAGCGGAGAUUCUUCGCAUGGAAAGGAUCAUUCUAGACAAGCUGCACUGGGACUUGUACACUGCAACACCAGUCGACUUCAUUCACAUGUUCCACGCCCUGCUCGUCUCCGGCCAUCCUCACCUCAUUCCGUCCAUCGGGCUCGGCUGCGGCGUCGGCUGGGACCCUGCAGCAGACCCCUGUUCUUCUCCUGCCGGGCCAGGGUAUCAGAAGAGGCCUUCGGGCUUCCAUGCGGCGCCGUGGACCAGGCAGGUGCAGCACUGUAUGGCCUGCCACCAGCUUUGGCAGUUCAAGGGCUCCACGUUGGCCUUGGCCAUCAUCACUUUGGAGCUGGAGUCACUCACGCCAGACUGGUUCUCCGUCUUCACAGAUCUGAUGAAGAAAGCACAAGUUGACAGUGGCGAGUUCAUCCAUUGCAAAGAGAUGGUGGACGAGUACCUACGCAGCCUGGAGUUCUCCCUGCCGCCCAACGCCAUCUACAUCUUGAACAGCGCUCAGAUCCAGGACGAGGAGCGAGCCUGGAGCCCCGCGCAGCGCUUCGGGCAAGCCAGGAGGGGGCAUGGCAGCAGAGAGCAAGGUGACUGCGAUGAAUAUUACGACGGGUUUAAGUGUUUGUAUAAUGAGGAGGCGACACUGGGGGCGGAGGGGAACGAUGCUGCGUGUUUGCAGAAAAACAUCUCGCCCUGCCCGCCGCUGCACCCCGCUGUCAACUAGCUGGACGCUUGUUCACAACGUCCACCUCUUACAAGUGCACAGUCCUUCCAUAUCACAGUGAGAAUGUUAGAAAUACUGUAACACAUUUUAGGGUCUCAAUCUUAAAUUUCAUGUGGCACUAAAGUAACUGACGUAAAUCAAGGUGUUAACUCACCUGCCGGAACAUUCAAGGAUUUGAGAUUUAAGAAAAGGUAGAAGCAUAUUCUCUAUGGCCUACUUGAGAUCAGAUUUAGAUAUUAUUGUAGUUUCUUCUGUGCACUUGUCCACACCCAAAUGUGAAUCUGCAGGCGUGCAUGGAUCAGUGGUGGAGUUAAGCUCUUCCUCUGAUGCCGUAACCUGUUCUCUGUGUUGACAGCUGAGGAGAAAGUGUGGGGAAUCGUCGAGUCUGACUGAAUUGAGAUUUGAAUGUUCCUCCUUGAUGCAGACUUAUUGCUCCAUUUUAAGUUCCCUACUUAAUAUUAAUUUGUUUCUACUUUUUUAAACUUACCUGUCCUUUGCAUCCUCGACAAAUUGUUUUGUUUAACAAGUUGAAGGUGAAGGAUGCGAAUUAGGCAGUUGUGUGGUGAUUUUUAUGAGUGUGUUUGAGACCGAGAAUGGUGUUUUUAUGUUUGAGAGUUUAUUCGGAUUUUGUUUGUUGUGAGGUAUCUUGGUGCUCAGGUUCCCCUCCAGAGCCACAUAGCACUUUUGAGAUUAAGCUUUUUUUUUUUCUUUUUCUUUUUUUUUUAAAUGCAAAUAAUUAUAUUUUUUCACAAUCUUUUUUUAUUAUUUUAAUCCCUUACUUGUACUCCACAUUUUUUUGUGCUUCAAGUGUUUAUUUACUAGUUAUUUACAAAAGCUACAUUUCACAAAAAAAAGCUUUAAUUUCAUGACUAAAUGCUGCAAAUAUUUGUAUUUUCCUAAGUCUUCUGUCUGUGUUGAUUUUGCUUUAUGCAACUGUUACAUAUCAAAUAAGAGCACCUUUGGGAGAUAAAUUCAACACUAGAGCAGAAUGACAAAAAAAAAAAUGGUCAUUUUGUCAUCAUGAGAUUACAUGAUUAGGGAUCCACUGUCAAUGCUGUCAUUCAGAUUUUCAGUGUUAUUUUUACAUUAUUACAUACUGUAUGAAGGCACCAACAGUCUUACUCCAAAUAUUGUCAAAAGACAGAUUACAGAAGUACUGGGAUAAAAGUCACAUCACUUUAAUUGCAAUACUGAUCAUCAUCUUUCACUUUAAACUGUAUUUAAUUUUGGAUGCUACAUAAAUAUGUGUCCAAGCCUGCAGACACUGAACAGACUUUGAUUUUCAUUCUUUGACUCUAGGCUGCUGCAAUGUUACUUUCAAAGUGAACUGGUUACUGUCUGUCUUCUUCAACUGUAAAGUCUGCUUCACUUCAUCCAGUCAAGACCAAUGUAAAGAUUUUUCUUCAUAUUCCUUCAUUUACUGAGGCAGCUAUAUCCUACUGUAUUGUCAACCACAGAAAUAAAGCUAUGACUUCAAAAGUC